This is a messenger RNA of Gadus macrocephalus (Pacific cod), 2641 nucleotides long. Its product is annotated as protein scribble homolog. The transcript has 7 exons. NCBI's taxonomy places the organism in Eukaryota, Metazoa, Chordata, Actinopteri, Gadiformes, Gadidae. The coding region runs from base 533 to 1741 and encodes 402 amino acids. Gene Ontology annotation, molecular function: protein binding. The record is from RefSeq and is a predicted model, not a curated record. Gene Ontology annotation, biological process: neurotransmitter receptor transport, endosome to postsynaptic membrane; neurotransmitter receptor transport postsynaptic membrane to endosome. Gene Ontology annotation, cellular component: adherens junction; postsynaptic membrane; postsynaptic density.
GCCAAAUGGCCUUUUAAUGGGAGAGUGCCGCAGCGCAGCGACACGACUAGCAUGUAAUGUGUGCAGCGUACGCCCCCUUUCAGUAGGACCCAGAUUGCCUUCUCCCUGUAGGUUGGUACACCUGGGGGUAAAAAAAAGAUGAGCUUUGGAUGAUACAUUUUCUGUAGUCAUUAUGUAUUUCUUUUGAGCACAUGAAACGGUUACCCUGUGAAUGUCUCCAGGUUGGUAGGAAGGCUCACUCUAAAGCGUCCUGGCCCAGUUCGGCCCUCCGUCCCUGGGCAGGGAGCGGAGAGCUCCCGGGGCAUGACGAUGCUGGGGUUGAGUGUAGCGGCGUGCGGCGUGCGGCCAGCGGCCACGUGUCGGCCCGGGAGGCCUCUGGGAGGCCCCCUAGCGCUGAGAAGGAGGAGGCAAUGAACCACCGCACCCAGGUUUGUGUCCAACCUACAGUACAAUCCUAGGGAAGCAAUCUUCCAGUGGUUUUAAAUACCAAAUAAAUAAAUACCAUAUCCAAUGUAUUUUUUGUAAUCGACGAAUGAAGUUUCGCUCCCUCGCAGUGAUACUGUUGAUCUCUGAUACCACCACAGGUAAUAUGCCCCCCUCUCCCUCUCCUCCCCCCCCCCCACCUAAGGACGGUGAAAGACCAUUUUCAGGGAGCGACACAACGUGGGGGUUUGGCCGCCUCAGGGGGGACAUCCGAGAGGAUGGGAAGUCAUCCCGUUUCAAAGCCCCGGACCCAGGGGCCGGUCUCGGUGGAGGUCUCUCCCAGGCCCCCGAAAGCUCCUCCUCCUCCUCCUCCUCCUCCACUUCCUCCUCCACGGUAGACCAGGCGUACCAGUCUCCCAGAGAACUGCAGGCCCCAACGCCACCUCGAGAAGCAGGCGUCUCCAAAGCGCCUUUAAGAUUACAGAUCAAAGUGUGCGGGCAGAGCAGUGGUUUGGGCCUCAGCAUCGCUGGUGGGAAAGGUUCUCUACCCUACAGAGAACACGAUGAGGGCAUCUUCAUCUCGAAGGUUUCCGAAGGAGGUCCUUCCGAUAAGGCAGGGGUCCUUGUUGGAGAUAGAUUGUUGGAGGUUAACGGACUUGACAUUCAGGGGAUGGCCCACCACGAAGCCGUGAGUGCCCUCAGGCACGCGGGAAGUUGCAUUAAGAUGAAAGUGCUGAGGGAGAAGGGACUGCCAUUCCAGGUUUGUGUCCAGGACAACCCAGCUGCCCGGGAGAUGGGUGUAAAGUUGAGUCCAGAGCGAUUCCACCACGAGGAGGUGGGAUGCCAGACUCCCAAGGGCGAGCACACGCCCGGGAGGGUCGAUAGUGUGUCCUGUAAUGGAAACUUAGAUCUGGAGAUGGAACCGAGCUGGAAGUUAUUCCGACAGGAGCCAGACGCACGAACGAUAACAAACCCCUUUGAAGGGGAGAAAGGCACCAUGACGCCUCCACCUGGUAAACCAAUCAACAGAAGGCACAACCACGCAGACAACCAAUUAGCAGCCAAUCAACCCUCUCUCAACUCACCAUCGAGGUUGUCUAGCCAGUGGAUGCUGAGUAUUAUGGGACAGCAUCCGGGAAAGCGAGCCAAUCCCUUACUUCCUAUCCCUCGGAUUAUCCUGACACAUCCGUCCACCUCGGACGAUGACGUGGACACCUCGUCUCAGGGGGCUGAAGGAGAGCUGUUGCUAUCCGACUCUGCUUCGGCUGAUGUUCACGUCCAGUCUGGUACCUCGAAGAGCCCUCACUACCCGCCGUGACCUCAGCGCUUCUCGACGCUCACACUGGACGUUGUGUGACCUCUAAUGAUGCUCUCCCCUGUAAAGAAUAAAAAGCACUGCUGCGGUGAAGUGUAUCAAAGUGCCAUUAGCAUUCGGUAUCUUUCAGCUCUUAUCACCGUUUUGUCAGUUUGAGGUCACUGCGUGGGAUUUUCCAGACGCCAUUUUGCUAUUAUUACUAGUGUCUGAAGUGUCUGAAGCUAUAUUUGUAGAGACACAUUAAAUGUCGUCCGAGGCCGACUUCCUAUACAAAUACUUGCUUGCUUGCUUACUUGAAGCAUGCAGAAAUGCUCUGCAGGGUAAUGAAGAAUUUAACCGAAGAAAUGUAAACACCACCAACAGCAGUGAGAAUGUGGUAAGAUAGUAAGUAUUCAUCCAUACAACUCAUCCAAAAACCACAGAAAAGGGAAUUUCCAUCGGAUCCAGUACUGUAUUGUCUGAUUGAUGAACGACAACUACCUCGUGUUUAAAGAGAUAUGAUGUAACUUUGCACACUAGCGGCCCCUCACGGCCACCAGAGACUGUGACGUUUCCGAUAACGGAAGAGCAACAGAAACCUAAAACAACAUACGAAGCCUAUCGCAAAUUUGUGUUCAAGCCAGGUAAUAGUGAGAAUUAUUGCGUCACGAAAAAUAAUGAAUUGAUUUUUCACUAUAUUAAAUGUUUUAUUUGACAUUCUCUCGGUCGGCACAGACCAAACUGAAUUGUAGUGUAUGAUUUACUGCACCAUAGCAAAACCAAAUGUAAGAAAAAGGAAAGAAAGCGUGCAGUGUAAGGUCCACAGUGGAUAUUUAAGCCGCCAUAAAUGUGCUGCUGCCUCCCGAUUGUACCAGCGUCGGGCCAUUGACAGAGUGAGCCCUCAGAAAUGUCAUAAAUCUUUAU